CCUGGGUCACUCCCCGGGCUGGGCUGUUCAGGAGCAGCUCGCUCCACUGAGUGCCCAGCCUCUGGUCAGCUACCCUUGAGGCCAGAGCACUCUCUCUCUCUCUCUCUCUCUCUCUCUCUUUCUCUCUCUCUCUUUCAGCCUCCCCUCAUAAUCCCACCGAGAUCACCCUUUUCUGCCCCCGCUGACAUCAUCCCAUUCUCCCUGCUUCUUCUUCGAUCUUCUCCCCCCCACACUUUCCCCACCCUUGAGAAGGCUGGAGCAGGGAAGCUGCCGGACCCUUUGCCUCUGCCCCUUUGGUCACGAGGACAAGCCACGCCAUCCAGCGAGGCCCCCGGCCACUGUGCCCCUGGACACUGGAUAAGAUCCCAAAGACAGGCAGAAAGAGGGACGGCAUGGAGGGAGUCUUCUACAUCGCGAUGUUCCUGGCUGCGUGUGCCUUCAGCUUGGCAAAUCCUUUGGAGAAAGCUGACUGUGACCUGGAACUCCUGGACUCUGAAACAGGAAAGGUGACAUAUACCACAAAUCAAGUCUCUUGGGGUUGUCUGGGCCAGAAACCCCUUAACUCUACUCAGGAGGUCCAUGUCCUCAACCUGAGGUUUUCAAAGAUGGUCGCAGAAUUGGAGCUGACUAUUCAAGUCAAAAAGGGGAAUGUCCCACAGCCCAGAGAUGUCCAUGUCAUCCUCAAAGUCCAGGGUCACAUUAAUCUCUUGCUGCAGACAGGAAUCCCAGUCAAAUUUUCCUUGGAUCCUACAAAGGUCUUCUUCAAAGAAACAGGGCUUGACCAUAGUCCCUUACCAGACUUCUCCACAAGGGAGCAGCUUCUUAACUGGGCCCAGACAACACAUGGGGACCUUACUUCCUAUGCAGAGAUUGAAGACCCCCAGAGUAUCAUCCUCCAUGUGGGCCAAGCCCCAGAAUCUGAAUUCCCAUGUAUCCCAAAGCUUAACUUCAACAUGGGCAACCACCUAACAUGGAAUGCCGUUGCACCAGAAGUCAAAGGCUGCCGCUUCAGCAAGGGACUGAGCAAGAAAGUGGCUCACAUUCUGAAGGUCACACAAGGUCCUGCAAGCAGCCCUCAGACAGUGGAAGUGAAGAUGGAUUUGAGCUGUCCUUUGGGGAAUCCGGCUCCCACACUGGAGGCUGUGCUGAUCCUGCAGGGACCCCCCAAUGUCAAUUGGCUUAUUGACUCCAACCACACUAUGCAGAUCGGGACUACAGGUGAAUACUCCUUCAAGAUGUUUCCUGACAAGAGUAUCCCUGGUUCCAUCCUCUCUGACACACUCCAAGGACUACUUCAGGAGGCCCAGCAGAAGUUCAAUGCUAGCAUCAUCGGCUCCUAUGUGGAGAUUCCUCCUGCCAGUCACAUUACUCUAUGGGCUCCUAGUUGUGCUUCCAAGAUAGAAACCUCACCUUCUCCAGUGCUGACAACCCCAUCCAUAUUGAUUUGUCAUUUGUUUCUGCUACGUUCCCUGCUUUUGCCCCAAUGCUCCUCAGACAGCAUGACAUUGAUGCUAAAGAAGGAUCUUAUCGAAGCCCUGAAAUGUAACAUCAAACAUCUCUCCUUCCGGGACCCUACUUGCCAGUCACAAGAAAAAGAAAAUAUGCUCGUCUUAAGCAGCACCUUCUAUGAAUGUGGUAUGGACAUAAAGAAAGGUGUCAUUUUAAACAAUGAGGUGGCUUUAACCUUGACCUCCAGCUCUGUUCCAGUUCUGACAGAGUCUGUUGAAUGUCUCAACAUCAGUGCCUUCUCUGUCCAUAUGGAUGCCUACAAAAGCCAGAAAUUCCUUCGGACCUCCAGCACCAUUGAGCUGGGUCAACGGGUCUACGUACAGGUGACAGUAAGCCCAGUUAUUCCAGAGGUCACUACAAACCUGGACAGCUGCUCCCUGGACCUGGGGCCAGAGGCUGACCCUGUGGAACUAAUCCAUGACCAGUUGGCCAAGAGCCCCAGGGUGAGCCUCUUGACAACAGACUCCAAGUGGAUCCAAUUUAGCUUCCUUCUCCGGGGUCACAUGGUACCCACACCAACGACUGCCAUCCUGAGCUGUAAUGUAGAGCUGAUGCUCAGGACCAUGCAAGAGACCAAGACUGUCAUGAAGACCUCUAUGAAGUUAAACAUCAGCAAUCCCCUAGCAACAAGCCUGGGCAUGCCGGCUGUCCUGGGAAUCACCUUUGGAGCCUUCCUCAUUGGAGCCUUGCUCACUGCUGCCCUCUGGUACAUCUACUCCCAUACCCGUCCUCCAGGCAAGAGGCAGCCAGUGAUGGCCGCAGUGCCAGCCUCUGAGAGCAGCAGCACCAACCACAGCAUUGGCAGCACUCAGAGCACGCCCUGCUCCACCAGCAGCAUGGCGUGAGGCACCCCACCCCACCAGCCCAGCCCGUGCCGUCCCCAGCCUGAGAAGGGCCGCUGGGCUCCCUCUGCCCGGACUCCAGAUCUCAGGAGCCACACCUGCCUUUUUCCACACUGGACUUUGGAGGAGCCGGCUUGGGCCCAGCCUCCUUGGACCAAAGAUGGCCGAGGGGCGUGGGGAUGGAGGGCGGGCCCGGGCGUCAUCCCCCCAAGCCCAACACCUUCAGAGACAAACUACACCCUCUCCACACACCCAAGGGCAGGAAUGGGUGUUGGCAGCAUCUGCAAGGGAGACUGGCACAACUGAUAACUGGGAGCCCGGGCUCCAGCCAAUGGUUGUGCCCACCCAAAGCCCAACCCUAAGGACAAUCCGUGGGCCGGAGCCCGCGGAGUCACAGCUUCAGGUUGUGAACAGAAGCCCUUCCUCUGCCUCGGACUCUCCAGAGAGGAUUCCCCUCAAAGCACCUUGCCGUCAUCAUGGCAAAUCUGGUUCCCAGACAACCUCUCAACUGGUCAUGGCCUUUUGGCGGUGAGAGGCAUAAGUCCCGAGCUGUACAUAUGCCUCACAAUAUCUGUUAUUUUCUAAAUGUAUUUGUAAUUUUAAUAUUGGUCCAGAGUUUGCUGAGCUCUUAGACUGCAGAUAGAAGGGAAUGAGUGAAUUUUGUAUCCAGAAAUCAGCCUGCCCUCUUCAUUGGCUCCUGGGGAAUUUAAAGGUUUUGGGGGUGGAGGGGAGAGGUCAGAGCUGAAUUCUCACUUUUCAGUGGGUCAUUUCUGCCAAACUGAUCCCACAGUCACAUGGCACAGGCAGGGGGCCAGCCCUUUUCUUCCAUAUUUGGAUUUGCCCCAAGGCGCUUCCUAGCCCACAGCCCCACAGGGUAUGUUCCCUCUGCUACCCGACAAGCUCCCCUCCCCUCAUCCUUUGCAGACACUUCACCCACGAGGCCCAAUGCCCAUCUGCCCCAGGCCCUCCACAAAGAACACAGCUGGUUGGGGAAAGGGGACUGCAUCUCCCGCCAGCCAAAGGGCCUCCGGACCAGCAGGGGUUCCUAUUGCAUAUGUGCCAGAAAGGAAAAUGACCAUGAAUGAGUCCUUGUUGUCCUCUUGGCCACAAGGCCAGAGGGAAUUGGGAUGCAAGAUAAUGAGCAUCCCUACGUGGCCUUGGCCCAGGGGAUGAUGGGACCUCGAAGUCCCAGGGCCCCAUCCCCUGCUCUGGCCACUGCCAUGCUGGAAGACAGCAGCUUCUAUCUGCAUGCAUACACAUGUGAUGUGUAAUCACACUGUAAAGGUAAUUAGGGAAAGUGGUCAGCACCCAAGACUAACAAAACUAAGGGCUCGCAAUUUAGAGCCAGGAUUUGAACCCCCAUCUCAUUCCACUUAAACUGAAAUUAGCAUUUAUCCUGCACUUUAAGGUUUGCAGAAAAAUUGACAGUCUUUCAUUUGAUCCUCAUAAGAAAUCUUGGGGAGAAGGGCUAUCAUGACCUCCAUUUUAUAGUUGAGAAAACUGAGGUCACUAAACUAAGCUAUUAUUAGGUGCCUGAGGGAGGAGUUGAACCCAGCUCUUCUCAAUACCAUCUCCAACAUCGAGUUCUUUCUCAGCCAAAGAGAUUUAAGGGUAGAGAAAGUAAAUUUAAUCACUCCAAGACUUCUAAGAGCAGCACUUUUUUACAAGGAUGUCAAGACCUAUUUAGAUCCUUUGCCCAGAACCCUUAACCUUCUGGAGCAUAUUUGAUAAAAACUGGACUGGGCUCUUGAAUCAGAAAGGAAGAUUGGCUUUGGGGAUAAAGGGAUGUGGGAGAGGGGAUGGGUCACAGAACUCAGAAGCUGGAAGAGACUGAAUUAUGUAAUCCAGCUUCAGCAUUUUCCACGGGGGAAACUGAGGUUCCGAGUGGUCAAGUCCAAAGGGAACAUAGGGCUCCCUAAACUACAUUUCUGAUCUCAUCCUUCUUGUUUGUCUGGGCUGUCAAGGGAGUUUGAGGCAUAAGUCUCUUGGAAAAAGAUUUUUAAUUAAAAAAAAAACACUUUCAACUCA
Sarcophilus harrisii (Tasmanian devil) is the source of this 4379-nucleotide messenger RNA. It is a transcript of the gene ENG, whose product is annotated as endoglin. Lineage: Eukaryota; Metazoa; Chordata; Mammalia; Dasyuromorphia; Dasyuridae. Gene Ontology annotation, biological process: vasculogenesis. The record is from RefSeq and is a predicted model, not a curated record. The coding region runs from base 393 to 2354 and encodes 653 amino acids. The transcript is spliced from 15 exons.